Messenger RNA from Baudoinia panamericana UAMH 10762, 642 nucleotides. RefSeq lists its product as uncharacterized. Gene Ontology annotation, molecular function: structural constituent of ribosome. Gene Ontology annotation, cellular component: mitochondrial large ribosomal subunit. The coding region runs from base 1 to 642 and encodes 213 amino acids. The record is from RefSeq and is a predicted model, not a curated record. NCBI's taxonomy places the organism in Eukaryota, Fungi, Ascomycota, Dothideomycetes, Mycosphaerellales, Teratosphaeriaceae. The transcript is spliced from 2 exons.
AUGGCGGCAGUCGCACAUGAGCACGUCCGGCUCGCACAGUCCUUACCAAGACAACUGCUGCACUUCUUCAAGCGCUUUCCACCGCCCCAACUCUCCCCCGGCGCACCGCCUCCACGACCGCAAACCGUUCAAGUAGUCUCGGAUACCUCGUCCUCCAACCCGAAUGCCGGCGGGGCUACCAUCGAAGUGCCCGCCGAUGACCCAUCACCCACCCCUCUUAUCCAGAACGCGAAAUGGAAACGCAAUCCUUUUCUCGCCCAUAAGAACCCGACAACAGGCAACUGGCACGCCCCCCACUACUCACUGCGCCGACAAGCGGACCUCUUCCGCCUCGCGGUGGAGUACAACGUCCUCCCGCUUAUGCCUGAGAGCCCAAAGCACCCUGAAAUCAAAGCCGCGAAACGGGUAGAACAGGGUUUGAGGGUGAAGGGGACGGGCGAGGGCCAGAGGGUGAAGGGUAAGUACUGGGAGCGCACGUUGAAGUCGCGAUUGGAAGUGAGGAGGAAAGCGAUGGAGGCUAUGCCUGAUAUGAUUCGGACGUGGAAGGAGACAGGGCAUGGAAGAGGCUGGAAGAAGUAUCCGCGAGGACGCACGCUGCCCGAUAAUCGUCGCAAGGGUCGCGGUGUCCUCGAAUACGCUUGA